GCGAGAGUUUGGGUGAUGGUGGUUGGGAGACGGUAAGAGAAAGGGGCGGGGCCAGAUGGACCUAACGUGGACGGGGAUGAGAGACGGUCAGAGAGCGGGAGCGCGCGCGAGCAGGCUGGUUGUGACGUCACGAAUCUUCCUGAAAGUCAACAACUCAAUCGGCGGUGGGAGAGGAAAGAGAGAUAGAAAAGAGAGAGAUAGAAAGAAGGGAGGCUCGGCGACGGCUGGCAGGGGAUGAGAGCUCCAUCGCGUUUUGCUUGCUUUUGGCUGAGUCACUGCUGAGGAGUGGGAAGGUCUGAAGAGUGUGAGAGAGAAGUGCCAGAAGGAGGGGGAUAGCCUGCUCCAUAACAGCUUCCACAGGAGAAGGAGCGCAAGAGAGAGAGACACGACAAGCAAAGCGACAUAGAGAGAGAGAGAGAGGGAGAAAGAGAGGGAGAGCACCAGGCAGAGAGGGAGAGCUACGCUGACCCCUCCUCUCCCCUCUUCCUCUCCUCUCCUACACCGCCCACCCCCCACCUCCUCCCUCCUCACUCGUUCUGGAGCUGGCGUGUUGGAGUGGAGAGCACACCGUGACGGAGGCAUCAUGAGCGAUGUCACCAUCGUCAAAGAAGGCUGGGUGCAGAAGAGGGGUGAAUAUAUCAAGAACUGGAGACCACGCUACUUUCUACUGAAAACUGAUGGAUCCUUUAUUGGGUACAAAGAGAAGCCACAGGAUGCAGACCUCCCCUAUCCUCUCAAUAACUUCUCUGUUGCUAAAUGCCAGCUGAUGAAAACCGAACGGCCAAAGCCGAACACGUUCAUUAUCAGAUGUCUACAGUGGACCACAGUUAUUGAAAGGACUUUCCACGUGGACACUCCAGAGGAAAGGGAUGAGUGGACAGAAGCAAUCCAGAUGGUGGCUGAUAAACUCCAAAGACAGGAAGAGGAGCGGAUCCAGUGCAGUCCCACCUCACAGAUAGACAACAUCGGCGAGGAAGAGAUGGACAUCUCCAUCAGUCACCACAAACGCAAGACAAUGAAUGACUUUGACUAUUUAAAACUACUGGGAAAAGGCACUUUCGGUAAAGUCAUUCUUGUAAGGGAGAAGGCCAGCGGGAAAUACUACGCAAUGAAGAUUUUGAAGAAAGAAGUUAUUAUCGCAAAGGACGAAGUGGCUCACACUCUCACUGAGAGCAGAGUGCUGAAAAACACCAGACACCCUUUCUUAACUUCUUUGAAGUACUCAUUCCAGACAAAAGACCGCCUCUGCUUCGUGAUGGAGUACGUCAAUGGAGGCGAGCUGUUUUUCCAUUUGUCGAGAGAACGGGUGUUCUCAGAGGACCGCACGCGCUUCUAUGGCGCCGAGAUUGUCUCUGCCCUCGACUACCUGCACUCCACCAAGAUAGUGUACCGGGAUCUCAAGUUGGAGAAUCUCAUGCUUGAUAAGGAUGGCCACAUUAAAAUCACAGACUUUGGUCUGUGUAAAGAAGGAAUCACCGAUGCUGCAACGAUGAAGACGUUCUGUGGAACGCCAGAGUACCUGGCACCUGAGGUACUGGAGGAUAACGAUUAUGGCCGAGCAGUAGACUGGUGGGGUUUGGGUGUGGUGAUGUAUGAAAUGAUGUGUGGCAGGCUGCCCUUCUACAACCAGGACCAUGAGAAGCUUUUCGAGCUCAUCCUUAUGGAGGACAUCAAGUUCCCCAGGACGCUGUCAGCUGAUGCCAAGUCUCUGCUGUCAGGCCUGCUAAUCAAAGACCCUAACAAGAGACUUGGGGGAGGGCCGGAUGAUGCUAAAGAAAUAAUGCGACACAGUUUUUUUGCAGCAGUCGACUGGCAAGAUGUUUAUGAUAAAAAGCUGAUACCUCCCUUCAAGCCUCAGGUGUCGUCAGAGACGGAUACCAGAUAUUUUGACGAGGAGUUCACGGCACAGACGAUUACAAUAACUCCCCCUGAAAAAUUUGAUGAAGACGGGAUGGACUGCAUGGAUAACGAGCGGCGGCCGCAUUUCCCUCAGUUCUCCUACUCGGCCAGCGGGAGAGAGUGAGUCCCACACAGCCAGCACUGCCUCAUCAUCAUCACGCUUUACCACUGGAACAGACUAGUCCUACAGCUUUUACCCAGUCAGACUUAGCCCAAACAAAGCUUCCCUUCUCCACUGGGACUCUCUUCAUCAUCCUUCACACAGGCCAAGAGCUCCAGGACACGCUUGGCUUUUAAUGCUAAUGGGAAUUUUGCACGUCGGGCUGAGCUGAAAUCCAGUCCGCUUAAAUGCCCCAGACUGCUGGGGAGAAGAACUGUGGUGUUUGUUUACUUUCGUGUGUUUAGUUGUGUGUGUUUUUUUUUUUGUUCCUGCAUUGAGAUGCUUAAAUAUGUUCACAUGAUUGGGCGCGAAAGUGAAAAAGCACUGAAACUGCGGAGCACCUUUCUAUUUUCAGUCCAUCCCCCUGUGUGGCUUAAGAUUCACAUGAUGUACAUUCUUUUGAGCGCUGCGUGUCGUGUGAUUGUCUGAUAUGAAGUACAACCGAAUGCCUCCGUUCUUGUGGUGUCCAAAAACUGCCAUAGCAGUAUACUCAGGCUGCACAGGUGUUGAGUUGGGAAAACAUGCUUCACUGAAGAUUCUCACGGGCAAGGCCACUCGCAUCACUAGCACUCACGUUUAAUGCCCAGACAGCACUCAGCACACACACACACACACACACACACACACUGUGUUCAUGGCAGUAAUGGGUGUCAGGAUCUGCUGUGUUCCUCAGCUAGCAUUUCAGUAUCACUGUGGCACUGGAGUACUUUUCAUUCUUUUACUUACUCAGCAAACGGGUUGAGAAAAAAAACACGAUAAGGGGAGUGGGGAAUGGGGUGGGGGUUUCUUAGUUUUAGAUGUUAUGAGCUGAAUAGUCCUGUGAAUCUGAGCCAUACAGCACCGUACCUCCUGAUCCUUCAGGUACGCUUAUCUACUGGGAUCAGCAACGCCUCGAAUCAGAACAAUGUGUUCCCGUAUGGUGUCGAUCGCUUUUGCUUUGCCCGGGAUUUCCUCCUUCACGGGUCAUUCCUGUUUUUCCGUCCGACGGUCACAUGACUGACUGCGUGAGUAAAGUGAGUUGCGAUCGUCAGUUCUCCAUGGUACGUUCAGCACACGGGUUCUCAAAGUUCUCCUAAUUUGUCUGAGACGAAAAAUAAAUAACACAGCGGCUCAAGUGAAGCUCACGUGUCCUGACAGCAUGUAGAUGCACUGUAGUGUGUCCUGUUGUGUUAAGGAACAGAGUUAGAUAUCUAGAAAAGAACGGCUUUAGAAUGUAAAUCGAGCGAUGCACAGGUAGGCCUUUUGUUUCGAUUAGCAUUUUUUUUUUUUCCUAACAUGUCGCAGUGAAGACGGCAUUGAGAAGCCCGUUCACAUGCUUUUUCUGUGCAAGGUGAGUUUUUGUAGUAAAAGCAAAAGCAACAACCACAAAACCACCACAGAAUUCCGUUCAAGAAAUAUAAAUAACACGGCACAGCACCGAGAAGCCCUAGCUAGUGACACUUCAAUCCCCUGUGUGGCUUUUCAUCCCUCUCUUACCUCUCAUCGGUCUUUGUUAAAUACAAGGGGGAUCAAAAAGUUUUGAGACUGGCCCUGUUUACAAGAAAGUACUUUAUUUAUCUAUGCUUGCACACUUUCACACUUUUUUAUGUUUACGUCACCUUCAAAAUAGUCCCCUUGCACAGCAAUACAGCGCUCCCGGCGUUCCUGCCACUUCUGAAAUGUGUCCCAGAAGUGUUCUUUUUUUGCGAUACGCCCUGGAUUCUCACAGUGGUGUCAAAACGGCGAACCUUUGAGCCGAAUUUUCAUCUUCAGGAAGUGGGCGAAGUCUGUAAGAUUCAAAAUCUGGCGAAUAGGGUGGGUGCUGAAGUGAGAUCACGUUGUUUCCGGCUCACGUGUGAAACUCACGUGUGAGGAGAGUGAACAGUUGUGAUAACGCACAUGGUCAGAAUAGCAUAAGUUGCACAUCUCUCGAUGUAAAAUGUCUUUUGGCACGCUGACUUAGGAAGGUCGGUGCUCCCGGUGACUGCGCGUGCAGCCUUGUGCUGCCAUCUGUUGGCGAGUCACAAAACUAGCCUCGAAACUUUUGAAAUAUCACCUCGUACGCAGGUCUACUUUGUGAUUGGAAUGGUGUUAGAGCAGGUUUUCGGGCUGCGCUUAAUGUCGAAGUAGAGAAGGUAGGCUGGAAGAAUCCGAGUUGGUCAGACCAAAUCUAAGUGUUGUGUGUCUAAUGUUUUUAUGUUUAAAACGUAUAGUACAUUCCUCGAACCUUUAACAGAGUGUUUUUGCCGUGUCUCCUUUUUAUUUUUACGAGCCGGCGGUAUUAGUUUUAUGCUUUGCAUUAAGUCAUUGUGAAGUGCGCGAUAAGGGUAAGUUUGCAAAACUGUAUCAGGUGGAUCAGGUCAGAUAUCACGAGGUGUAGCAAAUCGAAUUGUGUCCGUGUGGGUUUCCUCAGUGUUCCCUUGGUUUCGUCCCUCACUUGAACAUAACAGGAGGUGGAUUAAUGACUCUAAAUUGCCUCUGGGUUUGAACGAGCGUGUGUGUGGCUGUACGUACAAUGCUGCUGGGAAUUAAGAGGAAUUAAGAAGAAGCUCAGCAGUGUUUUAGGUGUAAACGGAAGUGAAUGAGGGGUUUGAGUGGAUGCACUGUUGAUGGUCUUGUAUGGUGAUAAUGAUAAGGAGGAUGAUGAAGAUGGUGUUAUUUAUUUGUUGGUUAUAAAGAAGAGCAAGUUGCGAUGUUGGGCUUGACUGUCGCUCCUCCAUAUGAGGACGUCACGUCAAUAAAACGUGUGUAAAUUCUAGCUGUGGGUGUGUGAGUGCGUGUGUCUCGGAGUUUGUAUGGACCUGUAUACAGAGAUGUCACAUUCCUUUGAUGGUCAUACCAUAGGAAAUGAAAUGCUAUUAAACCUAGAGACUGCACUGAUAACGAACAUGAACUAGUUGCCUUGUUUCUUCCCAGUUGCGGUUCAUUUGGAGAGAAAGCGCUCCCGCUCUUAGUUUACUGCGACGGUAAAACUCGCGUCAGGACCACGCUACUGCAAAUUGCAAGAGCUUCUGUCUUCCAAUAUUUGUUUGAUUUUUUUUGUUUGUUUUCAUUUUCUUUUUUUUGUGAUUUUCGCUGACGAUGCUACCUAGUGAGAGGUGAACGGAGUGGGAUCGUGCUGUUUUUUUGCGUUCAUUUUAAAUUAAUUAUUUAUCAAGUUGAAAAUCGCUCAUUUUGUUGUCUGUUUUUUUUUGUUCUUUUGCUUCUUCUUUAGGUACGUUUAUAGAGUUCUAAGUAAUAGCAAAUCUGAAAAGAAAAAAAAAGUUAAAAUAAGGUGUGCUUUUUUUUUUUUAUGUAUGAUGCAGCUCUUUUUCAGUAUCGAGUUGAAUACGGCUUGUGUCGUCUUUAUAAAUGUGCACGUGUAAAGGGAGUCUUUCGUAUGGCGUGUGUGUGUGUGAGAGAGAGAGAGAGAGAGAGAGAGAGGUGUGUGACACUGUGUGUUGGUUUCUUGCAUGUUUGGGACCUGAGUGCUGAUCCAGUAAAACUGCACUGCACUCUGUUGAAAAGAGGCUUUGGCACUACAGGCCAAAAAAAAAAAAAAUAAUAAAAAACCCACCAUACACCACUUUUUAAAACUCCAUAGUCACAAAACUUGGCUUUAAAUUAUGUAUAACAGCACUUUCAUGUCCAUUUCUCUUUUUCUAUAGUUCAGCUCAAAAAAUGAAACAAAGGUUCCUGCUUUAAGACGGAAAAAAGGACUUGAAAGCACAUGUUCCCUUCACGCGCUCCUUUUUUUUUUUUUUUUUUUUUUAAAUUAGUAAUAGUAACAGAGUUUUGCUUUGUAAAGCGUUACGCUGUGAACGUGGUGAGACACUGCCAGGAGUUUUGCUUUUGGUGCCGACUUUUUCCGGCUCUCGCUCCCCUUCCCCAAGCGUCUCCUGGAGCUUUCUUCGGGAAAAGUCAGUCAUGACCGGGCGAUGCCGCCUCGACUGUUCCCAUCAGGAGCCGUGCUCAACAGCAGAAACCCGGUAUAAAAAGUCUCGCAGUCUUUGAGUCUCAGGCUGCUUGUGCUGCGUCCAGCACGGCUACGGUGGCCUGCUCCGAACGACGGAGUAGCGAAGAACUAGCGUACGCGAAGGAGCCGUGUGAGCUGAUGGGUUCCAUCCUUACUUACUGCAGGGUCUUGAAGAAAUAUUUUACACCUCAACGUACACACUUUGCUGCUACUGUUUGUAUCGUCUACAACAUAAUUUCUUGUUCUCUUGCUCCUGGUAGUGUAUUAUGAACAAGCAUGAAUUGUAAAGUAUUUAUUUAAAAACAAAAAAGAGAAAACCUGCGGGGGUAAAAAAAAACAAACUUGUAAUAAAAUUUUACGGCCAUGUAGCUUUAGAUUUUGUGACAUUUCUUGCCCUUGCUAGCUCUGUCAUUAGAUCCAUGUUAAGAUCUAGACAUGUCGUUGAGUUUUUAUGCAGAAGGGACUUGAUUCUAAAAAAAGACAAAAAAAAAAACAACAAACCGAAAGAACUGUAUUACAGGUUGGGAUAUUUACUGACUAAAAGAGAAUGCUUAUUUCAUGACUAUAUGGCCCACGGCGAUGUGAAAAAAAAAACGCUGAUCUAUGAGAAACCUUUUUUGUACACUGAACAUCCUUAGUAUUUUUACAUGUAAAUGUAUAUGAUAGGGAUGCACAUUAUUUUCCUUCUUACAGACUGCUUAAAUAAAACACUGUCAAUCUGUGCUCA
Silurus meridionalis is the source of this 6720-nucleotide messenger RNA. RefSeq names its product v-akt murine thymoma viral oncogene homolog 3a (gene akt3a). Lineage: Eukaryota; Metazoa; Chordata; Actinopteri; Siluriformes; Siluridae. The record is from RefSeq and is a predicted model, not a curated record. Bases 584 to 2023 code for a protein of 479 amino acids. The transcript has 14 exons. Gene Ontology annotation, biological process: protein phosphorylation. Gene Ontology annotation, molecular function: ATP binding; protein serine/threonine kinase activity.